Dryobates pubescens (Downy woodpecker) is the source of this 3395-nucleotide messenger RNA. RefSeq names its product c-Maf inducing protein (gene CMIP). The record is from RefSeq and is a predicted model, not a curated record. Lineage: Eukaryota; Metazoa; Chordata; Aves; Piciformes; Picidae. The transcript is spliced from 21 exons. Gene Ontology annotation, cellular component: cytosol; nucleoplasm. Bases 576 to 2894 code for a protein of 772 amino acids.
CACACAUACACACACAUACACACCCGCACCACACACACACCCGCACCCACGGACGCACACCCGCACCCACAUACAUGCACACGCGCGCCCGCCGCCGCACGCUCUCGAGCACACGCCCCGGGGGGAAGGAAGGAACCGCGGCCGGACGCCCCGCAGCCCCCGCCGCCGUCAGGAGCCCCCACCACCACCAUCACCGGCUUUUGUCUGCCGCCCCCGCCGGGAGCCGACCCUCCGCUCGGCCGGCGUCCGCCCGGGAGCAUGGACGAAGCGCUUUGAGAGGGGGACCCGCCGAGGGGGGCGGAUUUUGAAGUUUGAAUAAGGAUUUUUAUCGCUUCCCUUUUCCCCUUUUCUCUCCGCUCCGGUGCGGUUCGAUCCCUUCCCCCAUCUUCUCUCCCAGGUUUUUAUUUUAUUUUCCUCUUCAACUUUUAUGUUUUAUUUUUUUUUAAAUCCGCCUCGAGAGGCUGGAUUUUUUUGUUACCGUUUCUAAUUUGAUUUGGUUAUACCCGUCUCUGCCGCCCGUAGAGACCGGUCUCUCCGGGCAGCGCCAUCCCUCCACCCCGACCCGCGGGGCUGCCAUGGAUCGCACCGGCGGCACCGGUGGGGGCAGCGACCGCAGGCAGACUGAGGAGAGCAAGCCGCUGCUGGGCGAGAUGUCUGCUCCCGAGGGGAAUAAAAUGGGUGCCGCGCCGUGCCGGAGAGCCCUGCUCCACUGCAACGGCAUGAGGUACAAGCUGCUGCAGGAGGGGGACAUCCAGGUGUGUGUCAUCCGGCACCCCCGGACGUUUCUCAGCAAGAUCCUCACCUCCAAGUUCCUGCGGCGGUGGGAGCCGCACCACUUGACCCUGGCAGACAACAGCGUCGCCUCGGCCACGCCAACUGGGUACAUGGAAAACUCCAUUUCCUACAGUGCUAUUGAAGAUGUUCAACUGCUCUCCUGGGAGAAUGCCCCUAAGUACUGUUUACAGCUCACGAUCCCAGGGGGUACUGUCUUACUGCAGGCUGCAAACAGUUACCUGAGGGAUCAGUGGUUCCAUUCUUUGCAGUGGAAGAAAAAGAUUUACAAGUACAAGAAGGUGCUCAGUAACCCCAGCCGCUGGGAGGUGGUUUUGAAGGAGAUCAGGACGCUGGUGGACAUGGCACUGACGUCUCCACUUCAGGAUGACUCCAUUCACCAAGCACCACUGGAGAUUGUCUCAAAACUGCUCUCAGAGAACAACAACUUAACCACUCAAGACCACGAGAGCAUUAUUGUGGCAAUUGCACCUUUGCUGGAAAACAACCAUCCUCCUCCUGACCUCUGUGAAUUCUUCUGCAAGCACUGCCGAGAGCGCCCGCGGUCCAUGGUUGUGAUAGAAGUGUUCACACCGGUGGUACAGAGGAUUCUCAAACACAACAUGGAUUUUGGGAAGUGCCCUCGGUUGCGGCUGUUUACUCAGGAGUACAUUCUGGCUUUGAAUGAGCUGAAUGCUGGAAUGGAGGUGGUGAAGAAGUUUAUUCAUAGCAUGCACGGCCCAACUGGACAAUGCCCCCAUCCCAGGGUCCUACCAAACCUUGUAGCUGUCUGCUUAGCAGCCAUUUAUUCAUGUUAUGAGGAAUUUAUCAACAGUCGAGACAAUUCACCAAGCCUGAAGGAAAUUCGGAAUGGCUGCCAGCAGCAGUGUGACCGAAAGCCUAAUCUGCCCCUCCGCCUCCUGCACACGAGUCCUGACCUGGUCUCUCAAGAGGCCACCUUGACUGAGUCCCGUCUCAAACCAGUUAUCGUCACUUCCAACGAGAUCCAUGUGGAAGUGGAGCGAAACAACACAGCUAAUCAGAAGAUGACAGCCAAUGUUGGCAAUGACAGUGAGCCCAACCUGAUCGACUGCUUGAUGGUCAGUCCUACCUGCAGCACCAUGAGCAUUGAGCUGAGUGCCCAGGCAGACAGGAUCCUUGGCUGUUAUGUGGAAAUACUCAAGAUGCUGUCAGACUAUGAUGACUGGAGACCAGCCCUGGCCAGCUUGCUUCAACCUAUCCCAUUUCCCAAAGAGGCUCUUGCACAUGAGAAAUUCACAAAGGAGCUGAAAUAUGUGAUUCAGAGAUUUGCAGAAGACCCGAGGCAAGAAGUCCACUCGUGUUUGCUGAGCGUGCGGGCUGGCAAAGAUGGCUGGUUCCAGCUCUACAGCCCUGGAGGAGUGGCAUGUGAUGAUGAUGGAGAGCUGUUUGCCAGUAUGGUUCAUAUUUUAAUGGGAUCCUGCUAUAAAACAAAGAAGUUCCUGCUUUCACUGGCUGAGAAUAAAUUAGGACCUUGCAUGCUACUGGCUUUGAGGGGUAACCAGACAAUGGUUGAGAUUUUGUGUUUGAUGCUGGAGUACAACAUCAUCGAUAAUAACGACACCCAGCUCCAGAUCAUCUCUACCCUGGAAAGCACAGACGUGGGAAAGAGAAUGUAUGAACAGCUGUGUGACAGGCAGAGGGAGUUAAAAGAGCUGCAAAGAAAAGGUGGUCCCACAAGGUUAACACUGCCAUCCAAGUCCACAGAUGCAGACCUGGCCCGCUUGCUGAGCUCGGGAUCUUUUGGAAAUUUGGAAAACCUCAGCCUGGCCUUCACCAAUGUGACAAGUGCUUGUGCUGAGCACCUCAUUAAACUGCCUUCACUCAAGCAGCUGAACCUGUGGUCAACUCAGUUUGGAGACGCAGGGUUGCGGCUUCUGUCUGAACACCUCACCAUGCUGCAAGUGCUCAACCUGUGUGAGACUCCUGUCACGGAUGCUGGGCUGCUGGCACUUAGCUCCAUGAAGAGCCUGUGUAGUUUAAAUAUGAACAGCACCAAACUUUCGGCAGAUACCUAUGAAGAUCUCAAGGCUAAACUACCCAAUCUGAAAGAAGUGGACGUCCGCUACACCGAAGCAUGGUGAACUCUCCCUGCCUUCAACUCUUCUCUUUUGCUUCUCCUGAGAAGGAAAAGAUUUUUAAAACAAACAGAGAAAAACACACCGGAAAAUAACUUUUUUGGCUAAUACCUGUAGAGCAGUGAGUCCUGGGACUUGGUGGUGUAGGAGUCGUGGUUGUGGGGUAGAGGAGUGCCGUUGUAUGUGUUGGGGGGAACGGGGCAAGCCUGGACCCAGCCGGAUUCUUGCAGCUUUGUGCUUUCAGAAUCAACAUAAUCUACACUGAAAAGGAAAAUAAAAAAGCAAGGACACUGUAGCAGCAAGAGGAUGAUAAAGAGGAAAACAAAAACAAGAACACAACAAACCCAACAACAUCUUGGUGGAUUUUCUUUGCCUUUGUGUUUUAUGCCGUGUGGAGAGAGAGGAGAAACAAAAUAUAUAUUCAUUUUUCAUUAUUUACCCAAGUUUCCUUGGCUGGCAGCCGGCCAGCCAGAACUCUUCUUCCACCAGUUUUGCUACAGAAAAAAA